CUGAACCCCGGCGGUGUGUUUGUGGUGGAGAGGCCGGGGCUUCAGGAGUUCCUUGAGGAGCUCGCCUCGUUUGCGGAGGUGGUCAUCUUCACGGCCGGCCUGGAGGAUUACGCCAAGCCCAUCAUCGACGCACUCGACCCCAGCGGCAAGCUCUUCGCCCACCGCAUCUACCGCGAAGGCACCCUGCGCACGGAGUUUUACCAGUGCGUCAAGGACAUGGCGCGAGUGGGUCGCGACCUGGCCAAGACGGUGUUGGUUGACGACACACCGCUGGCGUUCCUGCACCAGCCCGAUAACGGCGUUCCGGUUCUGGGGUUCCGAGGGGACAUGGACGACCGGCUGCUUGCCGAGGCGGUG
Messenger RNA from Volvox carteri f. nagariensis, 357 nucleotides. RefSeq lists its product as uncharacterized. The record is from RefSeq and is a predicted model, not a curated record. The annotation marks the transcript as partial. The transcript has 2 exons. Lineage: Eukaryota; Viridiplantae; Chlorophyta; Chlorophyceae; Chlamydomonadales; Volvocaceae. Gene Ontology annotation, molecular function: phosphoprotein phosphatase activity.